UCUUCCAUUGUUGUUACUAUUAUGUCGAGCUUAUCCGACUCUUUCAUGGAGUUUUUUGAUGAACAUGCCCGAUAUUGUAGAUGUGGUAAUGAAGCAUUAUUGAAGACUUCUUGGACCCAAUUAAACCCGAAGGUCGCAUUUUUAUGUUGUAAAAUACCAAAGAAAAUGGGUGGUUGUGAUUAUUUCUUUUGGAUGGAAGAUAGGCACCCUGCGCAAGCAAAUAGGGUGAUGUGGGGUUUGUUGAAGAAAGUGAAGGCUUUUGAAGAGAAAAGAAUUCGAGCAAGAAAUAUGCUCAUUGUUGCUGCCAUUGUUGCUGGUUUUGUGAUGCUCGGGAUAUGGAAAAUCAAGCCAAAUUGUUAGAUGG
Lycium ferocissimum is the source of this 364-nucleotide messenger RNA. RefSeq lists its product as uncharacterized. Bases 22 to 360 code for a protein of 112 amino acids. The record is from RefSeq and is a predicted model, not a curated record. NCBI's taxonomy places the organism in Eukaryota, Viridiplantae, Streptophyta, Magnoliopsida, Solanales, Solanaceae. The transcript is spliced from 2 exons.